UAUUUCAGCCAUCAAGAUUUGUUUCCUCACAGAUUCUGAAACUAAACUAAGCUUCAGCUGACCACAUACACGAUUAUGUCUGCACCCGUUUCAAUUCACUGUUCCACACUCUCAAAACCUUGUAUUUAUUCACUUUCUUCUUUAGCUUCAUGCCCCAAACCCACUCAAUUUCAUCUUUCCAAGUGGCCUCUGCACCUGGGUUUCACUCCAUUUUCGCCAUGGAGUGGCCUUAAGCAUCUGGGUAUCUCACUCUCACCAAAGACAGUGAAGUUAGAGAGGAAUAGAAUGUUUAAAGGAAGAGGCGUUCAUGCUUCUUUGUUUGGAGUUGGAGCUCCCGAGGCUCUGGUUAUUGGGGUAGUAGCUUUGUUGGUUUUUGGUCCCAAAGGUCUAGCUGAGUUAUCCAAAUAAAGGUUGCUCGGAAUCUGGGGAAAACUCUACGUGCAUUUCAGCCUACCAUUAAAGAACUUCAGGUAGGUUUUAUAUUUUUAGUUUUCUUUAGGCUCAUUUGAGAAAGAUGAUAGUGAAACCUGCCCGG
Pistacia vera is the source of this 535-nucleotide messenger RNA. Its product is annotated as sec-independent protein translocase protein TATB, chloroplastic-like. Gene Ontology annotation, cellular component: membrane. Gene Ontology annotation, biological process: protein transport by the Tat complex. NCBI's taxonomy places the organism in Eukaryota, Viridiplantae, Streptophyta, Magnoliopsida, Sapindales, Anacardiaceae. Bases 76 to 408 code for a protein of 110 amino acids. The transcript is spliced from 3 exons. The record is from RefSeq and is a predicted model, not a curated record.